UGCACGGUCAGUUCCAUGAUCUUAUGGAACUCUUUAGAAUUGGAGGCAAAUCACCAGAUACAAACUAUCUGUUCAUGGGCGACUAUGUAGACAGAGGUUACUAUUCAGUGGAGACUGUGACUCUUCUUGUGGCAUUAAAGUUUCUUCACAAGAUUACUCUGAUUUCUUACCCCUCCUGUCAAGACUCAACUCAAGUUCUUCUUCCAUGAAGUCUUCAACCAUUUUCGCCUCACUCCUUUCCUCUAAAUGACCAUGAAACCUACUGCCCCACCCCUUAUUUAUGUUGCAUAGCCGUUUAUUGCCUUGUGUUAUUUAGUUCACAUCCUCUUUAGUGAGGUUUUGAGGAGCAGAAGUCAUGUAUUAUACUUGUGGCAACCUCACCUAACUUUAGCACUGAGUUUAAUGCUGGACAUAUAUGAUGGAUGCUUAGAAAAUAUGUAUGAAUGGAAGUGCGGUAUCCAGAACGCAUUACAAUAUUAAGAGGAAACCAUGAAAGCCGGCAAAUUACCCAAGUGUAUGGCUUUUAUGAUGAGUGCCUGCGAAAGUAUGGAAAUGCCAAUGUUUGGAAAUAUUUUACAGAUCUGUUUGAUUAUCUUCCACUUACAGCUUUAGUAGAUGGACAGAUUUUCUGCCUCCAUGGUGGCCUCUCUCCAUCCAUUGAUACACUGGAUCAUAUAAGGGCCCUGGAUCGUUUACAAGAAGUUCCACAUGAGGGCCCGAUGUGUGAUCUGUUAUGGUCAGAUCCAGAUGAUCGUGGUGGAUGGGGUAUUUCACCACGUGGUGCUGGCUAUACGUUUGGACAAGACAUUUCUGAAACAUUCAAUCAUGCCAAUGGUCUCACACUGGUUUCUCGCGCUCACCAACUUGUAAUGGAGGGAUACAAUUGGUGUCAUGAUCGGAAUGUGGUUACCAUUUUCAGUGCACCCAAUUACUGUUAUCGUUGUGGGAACCAGGCUGCUAUCAUGGAAUUAGAUGACACUUUAAAAUAUUCCUUCCUUCAGUUUGACCCAGCACCUCGUCGUGGAGAGCCUCACGUCACCCGGCGCACCCCAGACUACUUCCUUUAAGUCCCUCCUGGGAAAAUCCGCCUUUGUAUGUGGAAGUAUCCUGGCUUUUUAAAUAUAUAUAUAUAUUUAGAAAAAAAAAAACACAAGCAACAGUAAUCUAAGUGUAUCUGUAACAAAUUGGGAUCUAUCUUGGCAUUAAACUAUAUCAUGGACCAAAAUGUGCCAUACUAAUGACGAGCAUUUAGCACAAUGACGAGCAUUGACUGAAAUUUAGUACAGUUCUAGAUCAGUCAGUCUUAACAGUUUGCCUGCUGUAUUUGUAGUAACCAGUUUUCCUCUGGACUGUUCAAGCAAAAAACGUAACUAACCCCUUUAUCUCCUUUUGCACUUCUUUGGAAAUUUUAGUUAUAGUGUUUAACUGGCAUGGAUUAAUAGAGUUGGAGUCUUAUUUCUAAGAAAAAUUCACAAGCUAACUUCCUCUUAAUCCAUUACCCUUUAUUUUAUUAAAAUGUAUAAUUAACUGAAGAAAAGAUUCUUUUUGGGAGUAUGUUGUCAUAACAUUGAAAGAGAUUUCCCCUUCAUUUAAACAGAAUUACUGUUUUAUGUUGGUCUGCAUAUUUCUGUAUAUUUGUCAUGACAUUGCUUGCAUCCUAUUUGGUGUUCUGAGCAAAUAAACUUUUCAUUUUAAACAAAA
Myotis lucifugus (little brown bat) is the source of this 1701-nucleotide messenger RNA. RefSeq names its product protein phosphatase 2 catalytic subunit beta (gene PPP2CB). Gene Ontology annotation, cellular component: cytosol. Gene Ontology annotation, biological process: mitotic cell cycle; peptidyl-serine dephosphorylation. The transcript is spliced from 7 exons. Bases 444 to 1067 code for a protein of 207 amino acids. NCBI's taxonomy places the organism in Eukaryota, Metazoa, Chordata, Mammalia, Chiroptera, Vespertilionidae. Gene Ontology annotation, molecular function: protein serine/threonine phosphatase activity. The record is from RefSeq and is a predicted model, not a curated record.